Messenger RNA from Antechinus flavipes (yellow-footed antechinus), 2039 nucleotides. RefSeq names its product origin recognition complex subunit 4 (gene ORC4). Bases 343 to 1653 code for a protein of 436 amino acids. Gene Ontology annotation, cellular component: nucleus; nuclear origin of replication recognition complex. Gene Ontology annotation, molecular function: ATP binding; DNA replication origin binding; ATP hydrolysis activity. The record is from RefSeq and is a predicted model, not a curated record. Gene Ontology annotation, biological process: DNA replication initiation; DNA replication. NCBI's taxonomy places the organism in Eukaryota, Metazoa, Chordata, Mammalia, Dasyuromorphia, Dasyuridae. The transcript is spliced from 15 exons.
AAGUUGAAUUCCUCAGUUUACCCCUCCCACCUCCAGGAAGGCUGAUGAGCGGAAGUGGGCGGGCAAGGAGUAGAGGCAAUCACGUGUGAUGAGAAAAAGGGGCGGGCAGUGAACUGGGAGGCUCUAGCGCGGAGCGGAGCAUGCCGGGAUUAAUCGCGGGCUGGUCUUGACUAAAGCAGAGGCUAAGUCGUCUGGCUGCGGAGAAGCGGACGCCUCUUCCUCCUACGGACACGCUGUCUUUGCUCUCCGAGCACCCCCAAAACACCUAGCUCCAGCAGUGGGUGUGUGAAUCUCAAUGUGGACAUCCCCGGAAAGUAUACUGUCAAGAACUGAAUUGUUGAAAUGAGCAGUCGUAAAUCGAAAAACAGCAAUCUAAAACAUGGAGAGUGUAUUUCACAGGUGCAGAGAAUUUUACGUGAAAGAUUUUGUCAUCAGAUUCCCAAGGGUAACCUAUUUGGAGUCCAAGCACAAUACAAGCAUUUAAUUGAACUGCUAAAACGAACAGCUAUUCAUGGAGAAAGUAACUCUGCAUUAAUUAUUGGACCAAGAGGAUCAGGAAAGACUAUGAUAUUAAAUCAAGCUUUGGAAGAACUCAUGGAAUUAAAACAAGUGCGAGAAAAUGUUUUGCAAGUUCACCUAAAUGGAUUACUGCAGAUCAAUGAUAAAAUUGCUCUGAAGGAAAUCACGAAACAAUUAUGUCUGGAAAAUGUAGUUGGCGAUAAAAUUUUUGGAACCUUUGCUGAAAAUCUUUCUUUUCUUCUGGAAGCUUUAAAAAAAGGUGACCGCACUACCAGUUGUCCUGUGAUCUUCAUUCUGGAUGAAUUUGAUCUCUUUGCACAUCAUAAAAACCAAACACUCCUCUAUAACCUUUUUGAUAUCUCUCAGUCAGCACAGACUCCUGUUGCUGUUAUUGGUCUUACAUGUAGAUUGGAUAUUCUUGAACUCCUGGAAAAAAGAGUGAAGUCACGAUUUUCUCACCGGCAGAUACAUUUAAUGAAUUCCUUUAGUUUCUCACAAUAUCUUAAAAUAUUUAAAGAACAAUUAACACUACCUGAAGAAUUUCCAGACAAGCACUUUACUGAGAAAUGGAAUGAAACAGUUCAGGGUCUCUCAGAAGAUAAGAAUGUGAAAGAUGUUCUGCUGAAACAUUUUCAUGCUAGUAAAGACCUCCGAUCAUUGCAUAUGUUACUGAUGCUUGCUUUAAGUCACAUAACAUCAUCUCGUCCAUUUAUUAUCCCAACAGACCUGAUAGAAGCAAACCAUUUGUGUAGUAUGGACUCUAAAGCAAAUAUUGUACAUGGUCUUUCAGUGUUAGAAAUCUGUCUUCUUAUAGCAAUGAAACAUUUAAAUGACAUUUAUCAGGAUGAACCUUUUAAUUUUCAAAUGGUAUAUAAUGAAUUUCAGAAGUUUAUCCAAAGGAAGGCCCAUUCAGUUUAUAAUUUUGAAAAACCUGUUGUUAUGAAGGCAUUUGAACACUUACAGCAACUAGAAUUAGUAAAAGUGAUGGAGAGAACAUCAGUAAAUACACAGAGAGAAUACCAACUGGUGAAAUUGCUUUUGGACAAUAAUCAAAUUAUGGAUGCUCUUCAAAAGUACCCAAACUGCCCUACAGAUGUUAGGCAGUGGGCAGCUUCUUCACUGAGCUGGUUGUAAAUCUGACCAACAAUUUAGGUAUCUGAAUAAAUCAAAUUAUGUUGCCUUUAAAGCUGAGAGAUCUCAACAUUGUAAAAGUUUUAAUAAAGCAUUAUGACUUGUAAAAUUUCUUAUAUGAUAGGACAUUUUCUAUAAGAUGCAUUCUAUGUGUAGUCUUUAAUUUAGUAAGCCUUUUUUAAAAAUAUAAAAGAGAAUAGAAAUUUGAGUUUCUUAGUUCAAAAGUCAUUUUUAUGCAUUUGACUUACUGAACUUUUGAAUUUUGUCUGCUAUAUAUGAUUUUUGUUGUUCAAAAUGUUUGUGAUUCUGUUUGACUUGGUACAAUGUUUAUGUUCACUUAAGGAACAUGUUUUUAGUUACAAAGAAUAAAAUUUAAUCAUUUUAUCAAA